This is a messenger RNA of Ylistrum balloti, 1530 nucleotides long. RefSeq names its product adenylosuccinate lyase-like. Gene Ontology annotation, cellular component: cytosol. The record is from RefSeq and is a predicted model, not a curated record. Gene Ontology annotation, molecular function: N6-(1,2-dicarboxyethyl)AMP AMP-lyase (fumarate-forming) activity; (S)-2-(5-amino-1-(5-phospho-D-ribosyl)imidazole-4-carboxamido) succinate lyase (fumarate-forming) activity. The transcript has 13 exons. The coding region runs from base 1 to 1530 and encodes 509 amino acids. Gene Ontology annotation, biological process: 'de novo' AMP biosynthetic process. NCBI's taxonomy places the organism in Eukaryota, Metazoa, Mollusca, Bivalvia, Pectinida, Pectinidae.
AUGGAUUCGCCAAGAACUCGACAGAAUUACAGUAACCGUCUGUCAAGUAACAGCCGAGUGGACGUAGCUUCACCACCAGAUAUGAGCCAUAUCCCUCCCGAACAUCUGAAAUACCGAUCCCCACUGGUGUCUAGGUAUGCAAGUCCAGAGAUGGCUUUCAACUUCAGUGAAAUGAAGAAAUUUUCUACAUGGCGAAAACUUUGGACUUGGUUAGCAAAAGCUGAAAGGCACCUGGGACUAGAAAUUACAGAGGAACAGAUUUCUCAAAUGGAACAAAAUAUCAAUAAUAUCGACUUCGAACGAGCUGCACAAGAAGAGAAACGUGUACGACAUGAUGUCAUGGCGCACGUGCUGACCUUCGGUGCGUGCUGUCCUUCUGCUGCUCCCAUAAUUCAUCUUGGAGCCACUUCCGCCUACGUUGGGGACAACACUGACCUAAUAGUGAUGAAGGAUGGCUUGGAUAUCUUAUUACCGAAACUUGCCCGAUGUAUACAGAGACUGUCUGUGUUUGCUGAAGAGUUCAAAAGUCAACCAUGUCUAUCCUAUACACAUUUACAACCGGCACAACUGACCACUGUGGGGAAAAGAGCGUGUGUUUGGGUUCAGGACCUCCUCAUGGACGUACGCAACUUUGAGACGACAAGAAACAAUAUCAAGUUCAGAGGCGUCAAAGGAACUACGGGAACACAGGCCAGCUUUUUAGCUCUCUUUGACGAGAACGACGAAAAGGUCGAAAUACUUGAUAAAUUGGUUACAGAAGCCGCUGGAUUUAAAAAAAAUUUCCUGGUAUGUGGUCAGACGUACAGCCGAAAAGUGGACGUGGAUUGUCUGAGCACUUUAGCCAGUAUGGGAGCUUCCGUACAUAAGAUAUGUACUGAUAUUAGAUUAUUAGCGAGUUUCAAAGAAGUUGAAGAACCCUUCGAAAAGGAACAAACAGCAUCUGGUACUGUGUCAUACAAACGUAACCCUAUGAAGAGCGAGCGUUGUUGUGCGUUGGCACGUCACCUGAUGUGUCUGGUCCAGGAUCCACUGAUGACUGCUUCUGUUCAGUGGAUGGAACGCACACUUGACGACAGUGCUAACAGGAGAGUCUGUUUGGCGGAGGCCUUCCUGACGGCAGAUAUCGUUCUAAGUACUUUACAUAACAUAUCGGACGGGUUGGUAGUCUACCCAAAGGUCAUAGAAAGACGAAUCAGUCAAGAACUGCCUUUCAUGGCGACUGAUGCCAUUGUGAAAGCGAUGGUUAAGGCUGGCGGAAACAAACAGGAAUGUCAUGAAAAAAUUCGGAGUAUAUCUCACGAGUCUGGCAUUGAAGUAAAACAACAUGGCGGCGAAAACGACUUCCUGGAACGGGUUCGGAAGUCGCCCUAUUUCCAUCCUAUUCACAACGACCUCGAGGACAUUUUUGAUCCCAAACAUUUCAUUGGUCGGGCACCAAAUCAGGUGAGCAGGUUCUUGGAGGAGGAGGUAAAACCAAGUAUAGUGAUGUAUGCCAACAUCAUGGACGACAUUGCAGAACUCGACCUCUAG